GCCAUUCAAGUUUAAAACUUCUAUAAUGCUGUGGAAUGAAAGAACAGGAACUCACUUACUCUUUCUGCUUUCCAGUUUGAAGAGGAAUUUAUAGACACCCCAGAGGACUUUGAAAAGCUGAAAAAUGAUGGCAGUUUGAUUUUCCAGCAAGUGCCAAUGGUGGAAAUUGAUGGGAUGAAGCUGGUGCAGAGCAGAGCCAUUCUCAACUACAUCGCCGCCAAACACAACCUCUAUGGGAAAGACAUCAAGGAGAGAGCCCUGAUUGAUAUGUACAUAGAAGGUGUGGCAGAUUUGAAUGCCAAGUUCCGGCUUUUACCCGUAACCCCACCCGAUGAAAAAGAUGCUAAGAUUACCCUGAUCAAAGAGAGCACAACAAAUCGUUAUUUGCCUGCGUUUGAAAAAGUGUUAAAGAGCCACGGACAAGACUACCUGGUUGGCAACAGGCUGAGCAGGGCUGACAUCCACCUGGUGGAACUUCUUUACCUUGUUGAAGAGCUUGACCCCAACCUUCUGGCCAACUUCCCUCUGCUGAAGGCCCUGAAAGCCAGAAUCAGCAACCUGCCCACCGUGAAGAAGUUUCUGCAGCCUGGUGGGGCGAGGAAACCUCCAGUGGAUGAGAAAAUUUUAGAAAAAGCAAGAAAGAUUCUCAAGGUUUGAUAAAGCAGGCCUGGCCCCCAGCACAGGCAGGACCGAUCUUCUGAAGUUUUCCAACAGUCACGUGCUUGACCCACAUGUAGACCCUGAGUAUUGUCAGACUAAUAAACUAAUCCGUUGUUUAAAUGCUAAUUUACCAAAAAUCCACUAUGCAGAUUUACUUGCAAGGCAAUCCAUUUGUUUUGAUCAAAUAUGAAAUUAUUAUUUCCUCCUAGGAUGUCUCCUGGACUUAAAAAUAAACAUAAGCAGAAAAA
Messenger RNA from Equus quagga, 908 nucleotides. RefSeq names its product glutathione S-transferase A1-like. The transcript has 5 exons. Gene Ontology annotation, biological process: xenobiotic metabolic process; glutathione metabolic process. Gene Ontology annotation, molecular function: glutathione transferase activity. The record is from RefSeq and is a predicted model, not a curated record. Gene Ontology annotation, cellular component: extracellular exosome; cytosol. Bases 157 to 657 code for a protein of 166 amino acids. Lineage: Eukaryota; Metazoa; Chordata; Mammalia; Perissodactyla; Equidae.